Molecule: messenger RNA, 1026 nt
Organism: Gossypium arboreum
Lineage: Eukaryota; Viridiplantae; Streptophyta; Magnoliopsida; Malvales; Malvaceae
Exons: 2
Coding region: 1-1026 (341 amino acids)
Source: RefSeq, a predicted model, not a curated record
AUGACUCAGAACGACCUGCAAGAAUUAAGGGAUAUAUGGAAUGGUUGGAAUAACGAGGUCAAGCAACUCUUUUACUGUAAUUACGGCGACCUACCAUAUCUGCUCGAUGUAAAGGUGGACAAAUAUUUGUUUCAAGCCCUCACGCAGUUUUGGAAUCCUGCUUACAGUUGCUUCACCUUCGGAGGAGUUGACUUAGUACCUACUGUAGAAGAAUACAUAGCGUUACUUAAUUGCCCGAAGAUUCAGGCCGACAGGGCCUAUUCAAGACCUGUUAAUGUUUCGACUUUUUUGAAGAAAUUGAUGAAGACCACGGGGAUGAGCGAACAAUGGGUUGCAACUCGGAUCAAGCAGAAAGGGGAUAGUAAAUCAUUAGGACAUGUAGAGGAAGCUGUCUCGGAUUUAUUCAAUCGCAUUGAUAAAGGGACCAUGCCCAUCCCGGUAAUCCUAGCAGAAACUUUCAGAUCCUUGAAUGCAUGUCGGAGAACGAGCGAAGGAAGAUUUAUUAGUUGUGCACAGCUUCUAUUGGCUUGGUUUCAUAGCCAUUUUUGGAAGGUAGAAAAGGUCUCUUAUCGGGUCUUCUCCAAAGACUAUUCCCCAUUAAGAGAAUUAGUGGCUACAUUGAGGCGAGACGACAUCUCAGAAGAGAAAUGGAUAACUAUUCUCCAAAAUUUACGAGUCGAAGAUAUUGAAUGGAGGGCUCCAUGGUUGAUCCUCGACGAGAUCUUAUAUCAAUGCGGUGAUUUUGACUGGGUCCCUCUGGCUGGAAUAUGGGAAGCCAUUGGAUACGCUCCAUUACUCGUGUUAAGACAAUAUCAAUCAAGGCAGUUUAUACCGGCGACACAGGGGUUGGCGCAAUGUGAGUUCUCCUACAAAGACAACAAGUAUAAGAAGAAGGUUCGCGAGAUAUCUGAUGCUUGGAACCAAACACGAAGAAUGAAAGGAUUCACUACGGGCCCGAUGUCGACCCCCGAGUAUGAUUGGUGGUGGGGUAGGAGAGUCAAUGACAAUAUCCCUAUGCCGAAUUAA